UGAAAAAUUUAAGGCGGGAGGGGCCAAACCCCAUAACUUCUCUUCCUUCUCGAACAAGCUUUACACUUUUAUAAUUUGAAAAUCACCUCUAAAUACCUAAAACUUCUUUUCUUCUUGUUAACUUCUUCAAUUUGCUCACUUUAUUUAUUCCCCCCCCCCCCCCCCCCCCCCCCAAAAAAAAAAAAUAACAAAAAAACUUUGAAAUAACCUAAAAAAUAAAUGUCAAUGGAGUUGGACCCGGAUGAGGUUUUUGGUGAUGAGGAAGAUGACCCUGAAACUGAAUUCUUCAAGGAAAGAGAAGCUACUAAGGAGUUAUUGGUUUAUCUUGUGGAUGCUUCACCUAAAAUGUUUUCCACUACUUGCCCUAGUGAUGAUGAAAAGACUGCAACUCAUUUUCAAGUCGCCAUCAAUUCCAUUGCACAAUCUCUCAAAUCUCAGAUUAUUAAUAGGUCUUAUGAUGAAGUUUCUAUAUGCUUCUUUAACACUCGGGAAAAAAAGAACUUGCAGGACCUAAGUGGCAUUUAUGUAUUUAAUGUUCCAGAAAGAGAGGAUCUGGACAGACCAACAGCUAGGCUAAUUAAAGAAUUUGACCUCAUUGAAGAAAGAUUUGCUAAAGAUAUAGGAAGUAAGUAUGGAAUUGUGCCUGGCUCUCGGGAGAAUUCUCUUUACAAUGCUCUUUGGGUUGCACAAGCCCUUCUCCGCAAAGGAUCUGCAAAAACUGCUGAUAAACGCAUUCUCCUGUUUACAAAUGAAGAUGAUCCUUUUGGGAAUCUCAAAGGUGUCGUUAAAGUGGAUAUGAUGAGGACAACACUGCAGCGUGCCAAAGAUGCUCAAGAUCUUGGUAUUGCAAUUGAGCUUCUUCCACUAAGCCAACCAGAUGACGAGUUCAAUGUUUCCCUUUUCUAUGCUGAUUUACUUGGUUUGGAGGGUGAUGACCUUGCUCAGUUCAAGGCUCUCGUAGGAGAGAGGUUUGAAGAUCUGAAAGACCAGCUAAGAAAACGUAUCUUUAAAAAGCGCAGAGUUCGAAGACUUAGACUUGUGAUUUUUAAUGGAUUAUCUAUUGAACUCAACACCUAUGCUUUGAUCCGUCCAACUAAUCCUGGGAGAAUAACUUGGCUUGAUUCGAUGACUAAUCUUCCUUUGAAGAUUGAGAGAUCCUUCAUAUGUGCUGAUACUGCUGCUAUAAUUCAGGAGCCUCCAAAACGCUUUCAGUCUUAUAAAAAUGAGAACAUCAUGUUUUCUGUGGCUGAGCUUUCAGAAGUCAAAAGAGUUUCAACUGGACAUCUUCGUCUUCUAGGAUUUAAGCCAUUAACCUGCUUAAAGGAUUAUCAUAACCUGAAGCCAGCUACUUUUGUCUUUCCAAGUGAUGAGGAAGUGAUUGGAGGCACUUGUCUUUUUGUUGCUCUCCAUAGAUCAAUGGUGCGGCUUAAGCGCUUUGCAGUUGCUUUCUAUGGGAGUUCAAGUCAUCCUCAAUUAGUUGCUCUUGUUGCACAAGAGGAAAUAAUGACUUCUAGUGGUCAAGUCGAGCCACCAGGGAUGCAUCUCAUUUAUCUUCCAUAUUCUGAUGAUAUCAGACCCAUUGAAGAGCUUCAUACUGAUCCAAAUUCCGUGCCUCAUGCCACUGACGACCAGAUCAAGAAGGCCUCUGCUUUAGUGAAACGUAUUGACCUCAAAGAUUUUUCGGUGUGCCAAUUUGCUAAUCCUGCAUUACAGAGACAUUAUGCAGUAUUACAAGCUCUUGCUCUUGAUGAGGACGAGAUGCCUGAGAUUAAAGACGAGACUCUUCCAGAUGAAGAAGGGAUGGCCAGGCCUGGUAUUGUCAAAGCAUUGGAAGAAUUCAAACUCUCUGUAUAUGGAGAGAACUACGAGGAAGAAGACUCAAAUAUUGAAGGAAAAGUUGAACCAACAAGGAAACGAAAAGCAAAUGCUAUGAAAGAAUAUGGUAACUAUGACUGGGCUGACCUUGCAGAUAACGGGAAGUUAAAGGACUUGACGGUUGUAGAGUUGAAGUAUUAUCUAGGUGCACAUAACCUACCGGUCACCGGAAAGAAAGAAGUCUUGAUUAGUAGGAUCUUAACUCACAUGGAAUUGUAGUGACUUGAUUAAAGAUGUCAAUGGUGUACGAAUGGGGUUAAAAUGGCUCGAUCAACUUUGCCAAUAUGAUCAAAAAGUUCCAAUGAAGAAAUUCAGAAUGAAGCCAUACAUAGCUCUAAAAAUUGUGGACCUCGCUCUAAUAAGACACCACGUGGCAAAGUUGUUUUUGAAAAAACACCGUUGACAAGUAAUGACAUGGAUGAAACUUUUUGCAACGGUGAUGGCAUAGAUGAGUCAAAACUUUUAUUGGAUGACAUAAAUGAGUAGUUUGAUGACAUAUUUUAGCCAUUCUCCGUAUAAUCAAUUAUUAUACAAGAUAUUAUAUAAUCUAACAUGUGUUGGGCGCGUUUGGCCAUUGGUUAC
This is a messenger RNA of Capsicum annuum, 2457 nucleotides long. RefSeq names its product ATP-dependent DNA helicase 2 subunit KU70. Gene Ontology annotation, cellular component: Ku70:Ku80 complex; nucleus. Bases 220 to 2094 code for a protein of 624 amino acids. Gene Ontology annotation, molecular function: damaged DNA binding; double-stranded DNA binding; telomeric repeat DNA binding. NCBI's taxonomy places the organism in Eukaryota, Viridiplantae, Streptophyta, Magnoliopsida, Solanales, Solanaceae. The record is from RefSeq and is a predicted model, not a curated record. The transcript has 20 exons. Gene Ontology annotation, biological process: cellular response to X-ray; cellular response to gamma radiation; telomere maintenance.